UCUAAAGAUUAGUUGCACGAAGCAAGUAAAACCCUAAUCUGAAUUCUGAAGAAGCAAUUCUGCUCUCUCUGCUGUUUGAUUCUUAUGGGACUUUUCAGAGGCUUCCUUCUCGAUUCUUCUCCGCUCUGGACGUUACGAUAAUGCUCAUCAGGAAUCAUCUCUCCUUCAAAUUUCUUAUCUACUCGAACGUUGCCCUGUCGAUCUCGUCACCGGGGUUUCAAAUUUUUGAAUGAGUAGGGUGGCGUUUGAUUUCGAACUUUGAUUGUUACUGCUUUAGUGUCCGUGCGCUGGAACUGGUUGCAGUGAGGGUGGAUUUGACGCAUCGAGCAUUAGCUUGUGUGAAUUAGCUGAUCGAGAGGAAAUAGGCCCUUUUGACAGGAAUUGGACAAUUGUAGCUGCUCGACCAAAGAUUACACCUCGAUAUGCUCAGUUUUCACUUGCAGCGCUGGUGAUGGUGGUCGUCUUUAGUGUCUUUAGCAUUUUGGUAGAGCAAUAGCAGUGUUGCAGGCGGAUGUUUGGCAGCGAGCGCCAGAAGAGAAUAUCACACUGAGCUUGAUCACACUUGAAAUUUUUGAGGAUGUUUGGAGUCUUAUUUCCUAAUCGAAGUUUCCCAUUGGGAAUCACCACUUUCAACCAAGUCGAUGAUCACCGAUGGAUUCUGGAUAUGAAUUAUUUUGUUGGAGAAGCUUACGAUCAAGUAAAGGAGAUGUGUAUCUUCUUGCUAAAUGAGCUGGCACUGCCAGCUGGUAAAGCAUUGGCCGUGUAUGUGCAAACACCGGGUUCACAAUUUGAAUAUCGUGGUGCCGUUCAUAGCGCAUGUCCUUCAGCUGUGUUUCCUCUACUUUGGCCCAGUGCAACUUCUGGCCAAAUGCUACUGACGGGACCUGGUGCACCUUGUGCCUCUGCACAAAUUGGUAUCUCAGUCGAAGAUCUCGCUACCCUUCCUUCUCUCAAUGUAGGCCAGCAGAAGCGGGUGGAGGAGCUUGCGUUGAAAGUCGGCGAGAAUUUAUUCAACUUCAUGCAGUCCUUCUGUUCAAUAGAAGGUGACAAACUUCUCAUUCCCAUGGACAUAUUGAAUCAAUGGUUCAAGAAGUUUCAGGAGAAGGCAAGAAGAGAUCCUGACUACUUGAAUCGUUUCACUUUGUAAUAUAGUUCUGUGACUCCGGUAUCAAACAUAUCGAUUAUUUCUCAUCACAACUAAUUUCCUCUUUUCCGGGUCUCUCUUUUAUUUUUAUUUUUAUUUUUUCAUUGUGGAUAAUAUUUGUGCACAUUGAAGACUUCAGUUUUAUCAGAUUUUUGCGGACAUAUCCACGAAAAGUUCACCAGACGUUUCCACAGUGUUCAGUGGACCGUUGGGAACUUUGUGACAUCCACCCUCAAAGGUUUUUUCACUUGCUAUUUCUAUUUUGGUCGUAAACGUGGUUUUAAUAUAGUGCAGUGUCAAUUCCUACAGCAGUACAAUUAGCAUUGAUUUUAUUCUA
Messenger RNA from Physcomitrium patens, 1481 nucleotides. RefSeq lists its product as uncharacterized. Gene Ontology annotation, molecular function: nuclear import signal receptor activity. Gene Ontology annotation, cellular component: cytosol; nucleus. Gene Ontology annotation, biological process: protein import into nucleus. Lineage: Eukaryota; Viridiplantae; Streptophyta; Bryopsida; Funariales; Funariaceae. The record is from RefSeq and is a predicted model, not a curated record.